Molecule: messenger RNA, 926 nt
Organism: Drosophila suzukii
Lineage: Eukaryota; Metazoa; Arthropoda; Insecta; Diptera; Drosophilidae
Gene: Coq4
Product: Coenzyme Q4
Biological process (GO): ubiquinone biosynthetic process
Cellular component (GO): mitochondrial inner membrane; mitochondrion
Source: RefSeq, a predicted model, not a curated record
UGUAGCUUACAGUGUUAUUAUUGUUCGUACAGAACAGCUGAUUCUGAAGCGGUGUAAGUUUGUGAAAAUUCGUCGUGCGUUUUCCGUCUAAAAUUAAGAAGAUCAUCAUGUUGCAACGCUGCUGGCGUUUCCCAAAGCCGCUGGCCCUGCGACGAAGUCUUACUUUGGGCUCGGUAAAUAGCCAAGCGGUAGCCACAGAAUCGCCUGAGGCAGAACCCCAAGAUGCCUUUGAGCGUCAGUAUCUUAAGGAUCGCAUCGAGAUAUCGCCUUUCCAGCGGCUGAUCCUGGGAGCAGGGUCCUCCAUUGCUGCCCUACUAGAUCCAAGACGUCACGACAUGAUCGCCUGUUUGGGCGAGACCACUGGAGAGGAUGCCCUUUGGAGUAUUUUGGACACCAUGCAGGCCAGCGAGGAGGGUCAGCGCAUCAUGGCCGACAAACCCCGCAUCCACACCAGCACUAUCGACUUCAAAUACCUGGAAACUCUGCCACCAGAUACGUUUGGAGCCUCUUACGUCAAGUUCUUGAAAGAUAAUCAAGUCACGCCCGACAGUCGCAUGGCCGUGAGGUUUUUGGAGGACCCCAAGCUGGCCUACUUGAUGACGAGGUACAGGGAAUGCCACGACCUGAUCCACACUGUGCUGGACAUGCCCACCAACAUGCUCGGCGAGGUGGCCGUCAAGUGGGUGGAGGCUCUGAACACGGGACUGCCCAUGUGUUACGGAGGCGCGGUGUUCGGAGCAGUUCGCCUACGUCCCAAGCAGAGGCGUGCGUACUUGAAGAGCUAUUUGCCCUGGGCCCUGGAGAAUGGCCAGCGGACCAAGCCCUUGAUGCCCGUCUACUGGGAAAAGCGCUGGGAGCAGAACAUCCACGAACUACGCUCCGAAUUGGGCAUUACCGUGUUGAAAAAAGCUUGAUGAGGCGCUUAA